AUGGGGUAUGAGGAAAACGCAACAAAGGCAAGUGGGGUAACAGAGCAGGAGAGGAGGCGAGCACUAGGGCAGGCAAUGGAUGGGCAGGUAAUGAGGUGGUUCGUGCGGAGGAUGUGGAGAGGGGUAGUGUUGGAAGCGGAGCCAAAAGGGGAGGAACAGAUGCGAGAGGUGCAGAAAGUGGGGGCAUGGGUGAGCUUACCCGUGAAGGAGGAGGCAGAAUGGGCGAUAGGAGACACCAUGGGAAAGGAAGGGAAGAAGGCACUGCAAGCAGUGCUGGCCAAGUACAGACAUGCCUUCGCCUUUACACUACAAGAGCUGGGGAAAUGUACGGUGAAAGAAAUGGAGCUGAAGCUGACUACAGAUGAGCCGGUGUUCCAGAGGAAGAGGCGGAUGGCCCCGGGGGAUGAGGAUGUCUGCAGGGAAAAAUGCAAGGAGUUGCUUGAAGCAGGCCUGAUCCAGAGGUCGGAAUCAGAGUAUGCCACGCCUACAGUGAUAGCUGCAAGGAAGGAUCUUACGGGGGAGGUGCUGAGCAGGCGCAUGUGUGGGGAUUACCGAGCGCUGAACAAGCUGACCGUGCCUGACAGGUACCCCAUGCCAACAGCAGAAGAGAUCUUCGACAGACUAGGGGAGGGGGAGAUAUUUAGCACGUUAGAUCUUCGGCAGGGCUUCAAUCAGAUCAGGAUCAAGAAGGAGGAUGUUCGCAAGACCGCAUUUCACGGGGCGGACGGUUUGUAUGAGUGGCUGUUCAUGCCUUUCGGGCUGCGAAACGCAUCAGCCAUAUUUCAACGCGUGAUGGAUAGUGUAUUGCGGGGGCUGGAGUGUGCGGCAUGCUACAUAGAUGACGUGGUCAUCUUCAGCAAAACAGAGGAGGAACAUGUGAGAGAUGUGGAGCGUACCUUGGAGGCGCUGGUAGCGGCAGGACUGACCUGCCACCCAAAGAAGUGUCGGUGGGGGGAGGCGACAGUGCAGUAUCUGGGGUAUGAGGUGAAGGGAGGCCAGAUAGGGAUUCAUAAGGCUAAAGUUGCGGUAUUGGACCGACUGCAGCAGCCCAAGGACAGGAGCGGAUUGCGGGCGGUGCUGGGGUUUCUCAGCUACUACCGGCGCUUUGUGCCCAAUUUCAGCAAGCGAGCAGUGGCGCUGAACUCCCUGUUAAAGGAGGACAAGAAGUGGGAGUGGGGAGCAGAGCAGGAAGGGGCGCUGAGGGAUUUAAUGGAAGCAGUACAGACAGCAACAGUGUUGCAACUGCCACAGGCGGACAAGCCCUUUUCCCUAUACACUGACUGGAGCAGCCAGGGCAUGGGUGCAAUCCUCUGCCAGGAGCUAGAUGGGGAGGAGAGAGUAGUGGCAUAUGCGAGCCGGAGCUGCAACCCGGCGGAGGCAAAGUACAGCUCGUAUCACGGGGAAGGGCUGGCGGCCGUAUGGGCGGUGAAGCACUUUAGGGUGUAUCUGCAGGGCAGAGAAUUCACCUUAAUCACCGACCAUCAGCCGCUGCAGUGGUUGAUGACACAUCAGGGGCUGACGGGGAGAAACGCGCGCUGGGCGGUCACGCUGCAGGAAUAUGACUUCAAGAUACGGCACAGGCCAGGGAAGACACUACAGCACGUGGACGGGCUCUCAAGGAACCCGCCGUCAGCAGAGCCAGUGCAUACGCUGAUGAUGCUGGCCAAGCAGGGGGAGGCGGCGGCAGUAGUGAAGCAGAGAGGGCCGCAGGACAUAUGGGAGGACCCGGUGGCACUGCGGUGGAUCAGAGGGGAGACGGAGGCAGAUGAGCAAGUGGCAGACGGGGUAAGGGCACGAGGACACCAUUACCGAUGGUACCAAGGACAGCUGCAGCUGCAGUCAGUGGACAGGUGGAAGCUGGUGCCGGCACCACAUGAGAGAGGAGGUGUGAUUGAGGAGGUGCACAGUAAAUUGGGGCAUUUCGGGCAUGAGCGCACAACUCAGCUGCUGAAAACAGGCUGGUGGUGGCAGGGAAUGGGGAAGCAGGUCAAGGAAUGGGUGAGCGGGUGCGAGGGCUGUCAGAGGAGCAAGGGGCGGUCAUCAGGGGCGGUCUCCUGCGCAGAGAGAGCGGCAAUGGGGCGAUCAAGAACGACGCAGGGGAGGUCAGGAAGGGUGGAGGAGGAGUCAGAGCCAGUUUGA
This is a messenger RNA of Closterium sp. Yama58-4, 2139 nucleotides long. NCBI's taxonomy places the organism in Eukaryota, Viridiplantae, Streptophyta, Zygnematophyceae, Desmidiales, Closteriaceae. The record is from the annotation of a GenBank genome assembly.